Molecule: messenger RNA, 1446 nt
Organism: Fonsecaea multimorphosa CBS 102226
Lineage: Eukaryota; Fungi; Ascomycota; Eurotiomycetes; Chaetothyriales; Herpotrichiellaceae
Exons: 1
Coding region: 1-1446 (481 amino acids)
Biological process (GO): amino acid transmembrane transport
Cellular component (GO): vacuolar membrane
Molecular function (GO): amino acid transmembrane transporter activity
Source: RefSeq, a predicted model, not a curated record
AUGGACAGUGCAAUCACAGAAAAGAGGCCCGACAUCGAGGCCGUAACGCCGGCCAGCCCAGUGGAAACAGGCUCAAAAAAUGGAAGCGUCGACGAGGCCGAAGUCUUUGUCACGGGGGCGGAUGGCGUCAACUUCAGAACUGUUGGCUGGAUUCGAGCGUCCAUGUUCUUCCUCAAGAUGACCUUUGCUGCCGGUGUUCUCUCUAUCCCUGCCGCGCUCUACAAUCUCGGCGCCGUUGCCGGAUGCAUUUUCAUUGUCUUCUGGGGUGCGCUCAACACUUAUAUGGCGGUUCUCCAAGGGCAGUUCAAGCUCCGGUACCCCUCGGUCCAUACCGUUGCGGAUAGUGCUCACAUCGCUGCUCUGGAAAUGGGGUGGAGCAAGAAAAACGCCUUCGUCGUCAAAGAGAUCACCGAAUUCGUCUAUCUCUUCACCUGGAUCCUUUGUGCUGGCGUAUCAACCCUCGGCUUUUCCAUCGCGCUCAACGCCGUCUCUAAACACGGAACUUGUAGUGUCACAUUCGGCUUCGUGGCCUACAUCAUCGUUGCCUCUGUGGCCAGCAUCAGGAAGAUUCACAAUCUCGGCUGGAUUACAUGGGUCGGGUUCGUCUCCAUUGUCACAGCUAUCAUGAUUGUGGUCAUUGCUGUCACACUUCGCGAUCGUCCGGCAGCUGCGCCUCAAACAGGAGACUUUGAACUUGGCUUCCUUGCUCUUCCUCCAGCUGGGACAACUUUUGCCACCGCAUGGUCUGCUUCGUUGGCCAUCUUUUCGUCUUCAGCCAACACCUCCGGGUUCGUGCCUGUUAUAUCGGAGAUGCGGAGACCACAAGACUAUUUCAAGAGCGUCUAUGUCUGCAUGGCUUGGAUCACUUCGUCCUAUCUUGCUCUGGCUACGACAGUGUACGCCUAUUGCGGCAAAUGGGUUGCCUCUCCGGCCUUAGGCUCCGCCGGUCCGACCAUUAAGAUCAUCUCGUACGCUAUUGCGAUCCCCGGACUGAUUGCUGGCACCAUGAUCUGCGUUCAUGUCGCAGGGAAGAGCAUCUUUGUCCGCAUCUUGAGAAACACCCAUCAUCUGACCCAGAAUACAAAGACUCACUGGGCGGUCUGGCUAUCGUGCACAUACGGAACGGGGCUGCUUGGUUGGAUUCUUUGCGAGGCGAUCCCGUUCUACGGCAGCUUGGUCUCAUUGAUCGGGGCUCUGGGCUUUGGCUACCUGGGUGUCUGCAUCCCUGCCAUUCUCUGGUUUGUUUUGAACGAAGGCGCCCGCAAACGUUCGCCGACAAUGAUGGUCCUUUGGUAUGCGCAUGCUGGAAUCUUCGUGCUGGGUAUCCUGAUCACCGUCGGAGGGACUUACGCCAAUGUGGUGAGCAUUAUUGAUCAGUACCGGACGGGGCAGGUCGGGUCCGCGUUCAGCUGCGUUGAUAACAGCAACACCGUUGCUGGAGGUUAG